UCGAAAUUGACCUACAUUAAUUUUGCACAAAUUCUUUGGAAUUCUUUACAUUCUGAUAGUUUACACGCUAUUUGAGCGAUUAAAACCGACAUGGGCGAUCGACAGUACCAUCUAAAGUUCACAGAGCCCAAUGCAGGCGCAUCUGUUGAUGCAUAUUUGGAGUAUAGAAGAAUUGUUGGGGAUGACGAUGGAGGCAAAACCUUCACCCAAGAAGAAUAUGAUAAUUACAAAAAGAAGGUCCUACCUAUGAGGAUGAAAAACAGGCUUUUUACAAGUUGGUCAAACCCUGAUGGUAUGGACUGCAAAAUGAUUGGACCUGAAACUCCCUGUUUCUGUACCCAUAGAUAUAAACAACAUAAAACUGACUUUGAGUCUGUUCCUUUGCAACGUCCUCUUCAUCUACCAUGCAAGGUGAAAGGCUGUAAAUGUGUAGGCUACCAUUAUGUCCCGUUAAAUGGUUCACAGCCAAUAAGAUGUCGCUGUAAACACUUCGCUGAUGAGCAUUUAGCUGGGAAACCGAACAAGUGUAGAAAGGCUGUAUCCUGUAUGUGUGAUGGGUUCUACAGCUCAUUCACGUGUGGCUGCGGUAACCCCACCUAUAGUCACAAAACAAUCGUAGAGACAAAGGAGGAGCGUGAGAAACGAGGGCAUCCUGUUGGCAUGGCAACACCAUAUCAGGCAAUGGGUGGCAUUACUGGAUUCUCCUCAUUGGCUGAUGGCUAUAUGAGGUUGGAUCCGAGCGGGAAAGGUGCCCCCUCUGAGGAGUGGCUAGACCAAGCUAUAACAUCAGAUGACAAUGCAUUCCUGAAAGCCAAUGUCCAAUCUAUCAGAGCACACAAAAUUGCCAUGAAAGGAAAGAAUCCUGCAUUACCAGGACAUAGACCCUUCACAGCCAGUGGGAAAAUAGACAAACCAGAUUAUGAGUAUGAUAUAGAAGGUACUGACAAGGAGAUGGCGGAGAGAAUGUCUCAGAUGAGGCGUCCUGGGGAAUCUGAACUUGACUACUAUGAUAGACGUUACAAAGAAAAGCAAAAGGAGGAAGCAAAGCGUGCCAGGGCACGUCCUGCCCUUGAUGCAGGUCCAGGCAAGACUGGGAUCAGGAGAGGUGUUGCACCCCCCAAAUCUGCAAAAAGUCGAGCUGACCAGAUAAAGGUUGGGCCAACAAAGACAGCAGCUAAAGGAAAGGGCAUGUCUUGGGAGAUCAACUAAAAGACACUCUGUUUUCAAUAGGCCCAGGAAUAUGGAUAACUAAGU
This is a messenger RNA of Owenia fusiformis, 1254 nucleotides long. Lineage: Eukaryota; Metazoa; Annelida; Polychaeta; Sabellida; Oweniidae. The record is from the annotation of a GenBank genome assembly.